AUGCCAGUAGGUUGUCCUGGUUCUCAGACCACUGAAGCUGAGCUCCGAAGCAUCACCCACUCUCUUGGACUCCUCACCACCAUGGAUGCCACAUCACGUCAUCACAUACUAAACGGCUACUCCAAUGGUUCCACCAAUGACCCUCCACUUUCACAACUUCCCGGUGAUAACUACCUCACCGGCAACCUGGCAAGCGUGCUGGGAUUUCGGGACACGAGACUGGAUCCCUUCAUCGAUGGAGUAAUUACUCGGCGCGAGCAGACCAAUAUAUACCCAUUUGACCACUUGCGUUCGGUGGUCAACGCGCUGAGUGUGGCCGCGUCACGCUACUUGGAUCGUGUAGGGACCAUAAACUCAUCGUUUCAGGGAGUUCAUCCGACGAACCACAGGCGAACACUCGAACUGCUGAGUAGUACUCUCUUCCCGUUGACUUCUUUGAGUCCGACAGAUGUAAGCAGUUCAGCGACCUUGUCAACCAAUGACCAUGUGAAAAGCCUGGCACACUCCCACCUGAAUGGAGGGUUUCGUCGACUUGAGACUACAAAGGCAGGAUCUCCACUGCGGUCCCCCGCAGAAAGGUGCAGCCGAAAACGACUGCACGCGUUUUCGCCUAAUUCGCAUUUCACAUCUUCACCUCCGAGUGUUCCGUCUCCGAAUCUGAACGCUUGGACAUCCCCGAUGGAGUCCGUUGGCCCUUGGCGCAUCUCGGAGGAUGUAAACUACUCCAGCAGGGGACUUGGUCGCACGACUGCACACAGUCGGGUAGGACAAACGCCUUCUCCGGAUAGUCAAAUCCACAUGCAAGUGCCGCCAAAGGCAAAAGAGGUGCUAACUGUUGAACUGGUUGAUGCGGAUUUGUGGCGGAAUUUUCACAGCAUGACAACAGAGAUGGUGAUCACGAAAUCAGGGCGGUAA
Messenger RNA from Dicrocoelium dendriticum, 915 nucleotides. The record is from the annotation of a GenBank genome assembly. Lineage: Eukaryota; Metazoa; Platyhelminthes; Trematoda; Plagiorchiida; Dicrocoeliidae.